AUGGCGGUUAUUGUUCCUCGUAAUUUUCGACUUCUUGAUGAAUUGGAGAAGGGCCAGAAAGGGGAGUGUGCCAGUGGAUGUUCAUUUGGAUUAGAGAUACCAGAUGAUAUUACUCUCACCCACUGGAAUGGUACUAUAUUCGGACCCCCCGGGACAGCCUUUGAGAAUAGGAUCUAUUCUCUCACGUUGGAAUGCGGGCCCGAGUACCCCGAUAGAGCCCCUACUGUUAAAUUCAAUACUAGGAUUAAUAUCAACUGUAUCGAUACCAAGAACGGCCAUGUUAACUCUAGAUGGGGCCCCUUGGGGUCGUGGAAAAGGGAGUACACCAUCGAAACUGUAUUGGAAUCAUUACGCCGAGAGAUGACCUCAGCUGCUAAUAGGAAGCUACCCCAACCUGAGGAAGGUGCUUGCUAUUAAAGGACAACACUACUGUUGUUGUUUUGUAUACCACUACACUGUAAGGCAUCUGGUGUUGAUGAGAGAUUGUCACCACACACUUGGCAUUACUCGUAUCUUUCUGUUGA
Messenger RNA from Perkinsus marinus ATCC 50983, 524 nucleotides. Its product is annotated as ubiquitin-conjugating enzyme E2, putative. Gene Ontology annotation, cellular component: nucleus. Gene Ontology annotation, biological process: protein K63-linked ubiquitination; DNA damage tolerance. The record is from RefSeq and is a predicted model, not a curated record. NCBI's taxonomy places the organism in Eukaryota, Perkinsozoa, Perkinsida, Perkinsidae. The coding region runs from base 1 to 417 and encodes 138 amino acids. The transcript is spliced from 4 exons.